Pristis pectinata (smalltooth sawfish) is the source of this 990-nucleotide messenger RNA. It is a transcript of the gene aipl1, whose product is annotated as aryl hydrocarbon receptor interacting protein-like 1. The transcript is spliced from 6 exons. The record is from RefSeq and is a predicted model, not a curated record. NCBI's taxonomy places the organism in Eukaryota, Metazoa, Chordata, Chondrichthyes, Rhinopristiformes, Pristidae. Gene Ontology annotation, molecular function: protein binding; peptidyl-prolyl cis-trans isomerase activity. Bases 1 to 990 code for a protein of 329 amino acids.
AUGGAGGAAACAUAUCUUGCAAAUGUCGAAGGCAUUAAAAAGACUAUUCUUCAUGGAGGAACUGGUGAGCUGCCAAAAUUUCUCACAGGAUCCAAAGUCACAUUUCAUUUUCGAACUUUAAAAUGUGACGGAGAUCGAACAGUCAUCGAUGAUAGCAAACAAGUCGGCAGGGCAAUGGAAAUAGUCAUAGGCAACAUGUUUAAACUGGAAGUCUGGGAAAUUCUGAUUUCAUCAAUGAGAAUCGGAGAGGUUGCUGAGUUUUGGUGUGAUGUCAUUCACACAGGCUUGUAUCCAACUGUAGCCAAGAGCUUGCGUCGGAUUAUUGAAGGAAAAGAUGCAACAGACUGGCACAUUCAUACCUGUGGUCUUGCCAAUAUGUUUGCGUAUCACAGCCUGGGAUACGAUGACCUGGAUGAAUUGCAGAAAGAACCUCAGCCGCUCAUCUUUGUUAUUGAACUAUUAAAGGUUGAGUCACCAAGUGCUUACAAACGAGAAACCUGGGCCAUGAAUGAUGAUGAGAAGCUUAAAGCUGUGCCUCUCCUCCAUGGCACAGGAAACAAACUGUUCAAACUCGGCCGAUAUCCAGAGGCACUGGCAAAAUAUCGUGAGGGGGUUAUCUGCCUGAAGAACCUACAAGUAAAGCUGAAGCCCUGGGAGAUUCAGUGGCUGAAACUGGAGAAGAUGGUUGUCACUUUAGUUUUGAACUACUGCCAAUGUCUUUUGAAGAUGGAAGAAUACUAUGAAGUGCUAGAGCAAACAACAGACAUCCUCAACAAGCAUCCAGGUACUGUAAAAGCCUACUUUCUUAGGGCCAAAGCACAUGCAGAAGUAUGGAAUGAAGCAGAAGCCAAAGCAGAUUUUGAGAAGGUUUUGGAGUAUGACAGUGGAAUGACCAAGUCAGUGAGAAAAGAGCUACGGAUUCUAGAUUCCAGAAUGAGAGAUAAAGAAGAGGAGGAGAAACUACAAUUCAAGAGGAUGUUUCAUAAAUGA